AUGUCAACUGAAGAGCAAGAAAAGCCAACCACUACCGAGGAGGAGCUUCCCAUUGAAGGCAAGCCCAUGUCCUUCCGAGACUCCUUCAUGGGCGAGAAGGGAAAAUACGAUUACGGUGCCCUCUGCAUGCCCAAUAUUCCCUUCUGCGGCAAGCCAAACCAGCAGGUCAACUUUUACGGCAGAGAUGAGCCAAUUCCAAUUUUCUUGGCCUUGAUCAUGGGACUGCAGCACUGCUUCGCCAUGGUGGGUGGUUUGAUCACUCCACCAUUGGUCGUCUUUCGCUUUACCGUCUGCGGUUUCCCUUUCUGCGCUGACCUAGAACAAUAUGCCAUUUCUGCUGCCCUCAUUACCUCUGGGUUCUGCAGUAUCUUCAACGUGGCUCAGUUCGCCAUUCCUUUCUCUGAGAAGAUCACCGGCAAAGCCUACUACGUGGGAAGUGGUGUCCUCUCUGUUUUGGGUACAUCCUUUACCUUUUUGCCCAUUUACGAGAUUGCCAUUGCCCAAAUGAAGCAAGACGGUAUGUCCGGCGAGGCCGCUUACGGAGCCAUGCUUGGAACUUCCAUGGUUUGCUGCCUCUUGGAACUCUUCCUUUCUUUCAUGCCAAUCAGAAUCAUCAAGAAGAUCUUCCCUCCCAUUGUCACUUCCAUCACUGUUAUUUUGAUUGGUGUGGCUCUUACCGGAACAGGAAUGAAGUACUGGGGAGGAGGUGUCGUCUGUGCCGAAAUGGGAUGGCAGACACAUGCCUCUAUCGUCGCUCAAGAUCUUUCCUUUGGACCUCCCUUCCCUACCUGUACCGCUGGUGAGACCUCGUACAUGUACGGUGACCCCAGAUACAUUGGACUCGGAUUCUCUGUCUUGGCCUUUUUGGUCGUCAUUGAAAUGUGGGGAAGUGUGUUCAUGAAGAAUUGCAACGUUCUCUUGGCUCUUUUGUUCGGAUACAUGAUUGCUGGCCUUGCCCCUGAGAAGUAUGUCGCUCAAGACAAUAUCGAACUCGCCGAGCCCAUUACAUUCCUUUGGGUCUACACCUUCCCAAUUUCCGUCUACGCUCCUGCCAUCAUUCCGAUGCUCAUUGCCUACCUCGUCACUACUGUCGAAACGGUUGGAGAUAUUACAGCUGUGUACGAGGCAUCCCUAUUGGAUACCAACACCGAAGAAUACAACGACUCCAUUCAAGGAGGAUUGACCGCUGAUGGUGUCAUGUCCAUUGUUAGUGCCCUCUUCACAUCCAUGCCCAACACCACUUUCUCCCAGAACAAUGGUGUCAUUGCCCUUACCAAGUGUGCCUCCCGUCGUGCUGGUUACGCCUGCGCAUUCUGGCUCAUUUUCUUUGGUGUUCUGAGCAAGGUAGCUGGUGUCAUUACCAGUAUUCCCGAUUGCGUCCUUGGUGGAAUGACCAUUUUCUUGUUUGCCAAUGUCUUGGCAUCCGGAAUCAAGUUGGCCAGUGAAGUUGACUUGCAACACAGCCGUCGUAACCGUUUCAUCUUGGCCUUUUCUUUGGCUCUUGGUGUUGGUGUCACUGUGUGGCCAUAUGCCUUCAUGGAUCGUCGUGCUUCUCCUUACACUGCCGCCUUCUGGCCUUGUGCGGAUUGCAACAAUACCAUGAAGGGUCUCCGUAACGGAGUCUCCAUCUUUUUGUCCACAGGUUACUGUGUUGGAACCGUUGUUGCCAUGAUUCUGAACGGAAUUCUUCCAGCAGAUGCAGAGAUUAUCUACUUUGAUGAGAAGCACAAGAACACCGCUGAUGAGAAGAAGGCUUCUGACGAGCCAGAGGACGAAACUGCCGCCUAA
Molecule: messenger RNA, 1788 nt
Organism: Cylindrotheca closterium
Lineage: Eukaryota; Bacillariophyta; Bacillariophyceae; Bacillariales; Bacillariaceae
Source: the annotation of a GenBank genome assembly